This is a messenger RNA of Schistosoma turkestanicum, 3206 nucleotides long. NCBI's taxonomy places the organism in Eukaryota, Metazoa, Platyhelminthes, Trematoda, Strigeidida, Schistosomatidae. The record is from the annotation of a GenBank genome assembly.
GAUAUUGAAUAUCGGAGUCAUUUGUACAUUUUUGCGUUCGUAAAUGCGACUGUGCGCUACGAUUCACUGGUAUUGUCUUUGUUGUUGUGAAUAAACUACGCCCAAUUAGUUUUAAUUACAAUAGAAAUAACUGACACCAAUACUUAUACAACCCCAUGUCAACACAUUUUAAACAGUGCAGAAAACAUUAAAUAAGCAGAGAAACAUCGAAUCGUUACAGUUAUCAACCAGCCACUGAGAGAUUGAAUAGUCAGUUUACGUGCUACUCUUCCCGUGUAUUCCGUUUUCGAGUAGCAAUGUCGCAAGAAUACUUUGUUGUCUCGGUGAGACUUUUGGAAAACGAAAAAAUGGAGGAGAUACGCGUGCCGGAGGAUGCUCCUGGAAAAUGGCUUUUUGAAGAAAUCUGUCGUCAACAAGGAGUAAUGCAAGAGCGUGAAUAUUUUGGCCUUCGUUACCUAGAACAUGAAAUGCUUUCGUCUCCAACAAAGCGUUGGAUCAAUCUCACCAGAAACUUAUCAUCACAACUCAAGCACACUUAUCCUCGUCAAGUAAGCUUUCGUAUCAAGCAUUAUCCUGCAGACCCCAUCAUUGACUUGAGGUUACCCAAAUCCCACUACCUACUCUAUCAUCAGUUGCGUCGGGAUUUAAUAAGUGGGAGAUUAGUCGCACAAAUUGAUGUGCUAGUUCGACUUGCUGCGCUUGUUGUUCAAGUGGAACUUGGAGACAGUUCAGCCCAGGAACCACUUGAGGCGUCUGUGAAAACUGAUGAGCGUCAAUAUUUACGUGGAUUUCGUGUUCUACAUAAUCAGACUGAACGUCUUGAAUCUCUUAUCACUGAAGAACACCAGAAAUUGGAGAAUUUCUUACCUUCUGAAGCUGCAAGUGAAUUGAUACACCUUGCCAGUAGUCUGGAGACAUAUGGUAUAGACCCUAUUCGUGUUAAGACAAAAGCAUAUGGCUCACGACACAUUCAUAUAGGUCUCACUCACCAAGGUGUAGCUGAAUUCAUAAGCAAUCGACGUCAAAAAUUGUAUCCAUGGUCAACUAUAUCUUGGAUGACUUGUAAUGGUAGAGAUUUUGUUGUUGCAAUUUUACAACAACAUUCUGGACGAAAGAAAAAGACAACAACAACAAUUCAUUAUAAAUGUGAUAAUAAAUCAGUUGCACAAGCUUUAUGGGAAUGGGCAUCCGAUCGACAAUUGUUUUUCACUCUAGAUAAAUCUUCAUCGGUCAAACCGGUUAAAUCUAAGAAAGCACUAUUUCAACGAACUAAAACUUUUACAUUCUCUGGUCGAUGUCGUCGUGAAGUUAUUGGUAGACCAAUGUUAACUACUAGUCUACCUACUGAUAUAUGUGCAAUUUCUGUCGCUGAAGAAAAUCUUUCACUUAAUAAUAAUCCAACUGGAAAUAAUCCAUUCAGUUUAAGUAUGGGUGCUCUUACAAAUGAUAUUGGUCGUAGUAGUAGUAUUAUGAAUGCACCUAUUGAAAAUAAUAAUAUUGAAGAUGGUGAAUCAACUCAAACUGCUCCAGUGAUUACAAUAUCAGGAUUUUCAUCACCAUUAGGUGGUCGUUCACAAGCUCCAAUAUUUUCAGAAUCUUCAAUACAAUCUAAUAUUACUACUAGUAAUUCAAUUGUGGAAAGUGUUGAAAAUCAAGAAAUUUCAAACAAUCAAUCGACUCUUUCAUCAUCAAGCAAUGUUAUUUUUAAUUCAAAUCAAUUAGUUCCUCUUUUUACUAAUUUACCUAAACGUCGUUUUAGUACAGAAGCUAGAAAAAGACAACGUGAACUCUUGCGAAAACAAUCCAAAUAUGGAUUAUAUCAACAGGAUCAUUUAGAUUUAUUCGAUACUGAUGAUGAUGAAUGUGACUAUGACGAUACAACAUCAGAAGCUGCAGUGGAAGCUAUAAAUUCUGCUGCUAAAGCUGGAGAAGCAUGGUUAACCAAUGAACUAGAAAAGGAUAGCGAAAAACACAUAUCACCUUCACCUGUUAAAUCAUGGUUUAGUUUUCUUCAUUUAUCAAAUACUCAAAAAGAAAAUAAACAAACUACUUCUGUUGUUCAAAAGAAGAAAGAUAUUCACAACACUAAUAAUCAUUCAUCAAUUUCAAAUAUCACACAGAAUAAUGAUACACCUGAUACAGAUAGUAAUGAUUCAGAAUCUUCUGUUGAACCUGUAUCAAUUUGGCGUUUUGCUGCUAUAUCUGCUGGUUUCAUGACUCUAGCUUCAAUUUUCGGUUUAGCACUUAUUCUGGAAGCUGAAGUACAUUCACCAAUUAUGGCAUCAAUACGUGGUCAUCCAUGGUUUUUAGAUUUGGAUUCUCGUUUUUAUCGACCUAUGCGAUCAGUUCUGCUUGGUUUUUGGCGUCGUUAAUAUCAUAUUUGAUCGAUAUGAUAUAUAUAACUUGUUUAUCUAAACUAAAACACCAAUCAUAAUAUAUAUUUAUCUAAUUUUGUCUGUUUUUUUUUGUUUCUAAACAAGUAGUGUUUUUUUUCUUGUAUAGAUUUGCAUUUUUCAGCUUUCAUUUAAAAAAAAACGUCUCACAGUUUAUUUGUUUUCAGGUUUACAUAUAGAAAAUCUUUUAUGCAUAAAUAAUAUUUAUUGUGCUUUCUUUUUUCAAUAUUAUCAUUUCUUAUUGAUGUCAUUUGUGUUUUUGUUUUUUUUUCUACUAUUCUCUCAUCAUUUUAUUUAUUUAUUUUAUGAUUUAGUCCUGUGUUGUUAUUGUUUGUUUAUUAUUAAUUAAUGUUUUACAAAUCAUUGUAAUGAAAAUCAUCAUGUUGAGUUUGGUUUUUUGUUUUUCUUACUGCUUUCGAAGUUUUCGAUCGGUUUAUUGAUUUUUUCUGUGUGUGUGUGUGUGUGUGAUCAUGAUCAGUUUUCGCGCGGUGAUUUCAGCCUUUCUCACAUAAAAUCAAUAAUAUUUGUGUUUUGUAAACAAACAUCAUUUUUUAAUAAAAUGCAUUUACAAUAUAGAAAGAAUUGUGUCAGCAUGAAAAGAGGAACUCCAUCAGUAGUAUAGUCUACUGAUCUGUUUUUAAUUAUUUAUGUUUAACUUGUGUGUGUGUGUGUUUUUUUUCUCAUGUUUUCAUUUCAUUAUAUUCAUCUGUUAUUAUUUUCGAAAUCCUCGCUCUUUGUAGUUGUUUUUUUGUGAUAAACUAUAUGUUAUGUUUCAUUACAAUUUAAAUUAAUAUUAAAAAAAAUCUCUGUGCC